Molecule: messenger RNA, 1392 nt
Organism: Caenorhabditis bovis
Lineage: Eukaryota; Metazoa; Nematoda; Chromadorea; Rhabditida; Rhabditidae
Source: the annotation of a GenBank genome assembly
AUGAGCUGCAUUGAAGUGAUCGACAGCAAACGAUUGGAAAAUGUUGAUUCGUUGGCCGAGAAAUUAAAACAGGAGACGUUCGAUGUUAAUCUGCCAAAUGGGGCCCAAUUAAUUCAGCAUGAUGAAAAAGCGUAUGAGAAUUUGUACACAAAUGGGAGUUCGUUCGAUGUUAUUCCUGAAAUACAGGCAAAAGACGAAUUCGCUGAUGAGGGAAUUCGUUUUUCAUUCAAUUUCAAACUUCAUCCAGACGGUGUUGCGAAAAUGAAAGAUAUUGGAAAUACAAUUCAAUCGAAUACUCUCAUUUUACAACAUAAAUGCGUAAUGUACACAUAUGCAUAUGCUUUAACAUUGGCAUUUGAUGAUGAGCAACAAGGAAAACUAUGCGAAUUUCGGCUAUUCCCAAUCAGCCACACGUUUCGACAUCCGGUUGGAAUGACUAAAGGAGGUUUUCCGAGUUCGAUGAAACAACCGCAGCCAUCGUUGCGCGAUGUGACCGCCCGGAUCGGCCCGGUAUCGGAAGUCGUCGAAUUGACGCCGGAGCACGAUGGAUCAUACAAAUGCUCCACUCUCAUUUCGCUGUCUUCUCUUCAAAACAUCACCAAGGACGGCGCUGCGAAACUUCGUGUUGAGAUGACGAUCGACGAAAAUUAUUUCGACGUUGACGAAUAUGUCAAUCUCUCACCAAAAGUCGCGCCGGUCUCUUGCAACAGCGAUCGAAUUCUCGGCCAAAUAUUGGCCGGCGAGAAAGUCGCGAAAGCGGAUUGGGUGAUCACUGUUGGCGAUGGAUCUCCGUCGAACUAUCACGUGCACGGAGCAGUGCUCGGCAAUUCGAGCAUGCUGCUCCGCACAGCUCUCAUCAAACAUAUGAGCGUCCAAAACGAUACUCUAACGAUGGUUUCUCAUGAGAAUCGAUUUAUUCUACCAAAGAUCAAAGCAUCGGAUAUGCCAGUCAUUCUCGCCUAUAUUUAUCAAAAACGAUUUAUUGUUCCGCAAUUUGACGCAGUUUCGAGAAUCGGCCAAUUUUUCGGAACAUUCUUCCGCGAAGAAAUUGGCGAAUUUUUCGAAAAUUGGCAAGCGACUUUGGUGAACACCACAAUGAAAUUAGACCGAAAUGGUGGCGUCGACACCAUUUCCGAAUGCGUUAAAUCAUUGGUGUGUGUUCAUUCGGCACCACAGGGUGCACUGUUGGCGGCUUAUAAUGUGGCGUUGGUGGUCGCAGCCGAUGCGUGGCAAAUAUUGGAUGCAAAAAAGGAAUAUGAAAAUGGAAAAUUGGAGAAAAAAGUGAAAAAGCGGAUUGGAGUCGAAUGGCCGCUGAUUGAUCAAAUUCUCGAAAUAAUUCGGGAUUAUCGCGAAGCAGUUUGUGGGGUGGAAAAGUCGAAAAUUGUGUGCUAA